AAGAGCAGUUACAGAGCAGAGCAGAGUGAGAGAGAGAGGGAGAGAGAGAGAGAAAAGAGAGAUUUGGGGUUUUCUGGAAACGUCGUCGUUAAUUUUCUUCUUUUUGGUAAAAUUUGGGGUUUGAGUUUCGGUAGAAAAGAGAGUAGAUAAGCUGAGGAAGAGAUUUCUGGGGUUUUCUGGUGGUUUCUCGAUUUUAAAUUGGAGAAAGGGUGGAGAUUUUUUGUGGGUUUUCCCCCUUUUCCCUUGUAGAGGUGGGUCUGUUGUUGGAUGGGAUAUAGUUGCAGAGAAGAACGCGGCCAUGCGAAAGUCGUUUAAGGAUUCCCUAAAAGCACUUGAAGCGGAUAUUCAGCAUGCGAAUACUCUGGCUUCGGAUUACCCGAUGGAAUAUGAUGGGGCAUGCCUUCAAAUGAGGUUAUCUUAUAGCCCAGCUGCUCACUUUUUUCUUUUUUUAGUUCAGUGGACUGAUUGUCACCUUGCUGGUGCCCUUGGAUUGCUUAGAAUUCUUAUCUAUAAGGCUUAUACUGAUGGCAAAACCACUAUGUAUAUUCAUGAAAGGAAAGCCAGCAUUAAAGAAUUUUAUGCUGUAAUAUUUCCCUCUGUAUUGCAACUUCAAAGGGGAAUCACUGAUGUGGACGAUCGGAAACAGAGAGAACUCUGUUCCGCAAAAUACAGGAAGAAGUAUGAGAUGGACAAAGGUAAAAUGUCCGAGGUUGAUAUAGAGAGAGAGGAGGAGUGUGGUAUUUGCAUGGAGAUGAGCAGUAAGGUUGUCUUGCCCAAUUGCAACCACUCGUUGUGCAUGAAAUGUUAUCGGGAUUGGCGAACACGAUCUCAGUCGUGUCCCUUCUGUCGAGAUAGCCUCAAAAGAGUGAACUCUUGUGACCUUUGGAUCUACACUGACAGCUGUGAGGUUGCCGACCUGUCUGCUAUUUGUAGGGAGAACUUAAAGAGAUUGUUCAUAUACAUAGAUAAACUACCUGUAGUUGUUCCUGAUCCUGUUUUUGCCUCCUACCAUUCUCAUGUUAGGUAAGGGCUUUGAUUAUGGAUACUGGAAAAAAAGGAAAAUUGUACAUAGAAUCCAGCUUGUAUAUAAUUGUUUCCCUCUCCCUCUUCUUAUCUCACUGUAAAUUCUGAUUGUUUUUAGUGGUUUCAUUGUCUGAAUACUUCGUUAUGGGUCAUUCUAUAUCAAAAUAGAUUUUCAGUUUCUGUGUCUUAGUUC
Messenger RNA from Telopea speciosissima, 1216 nucleotides. Its product is annotated as E3 ubiquitin-protein ligase AIRP2. The coding region runs from base 299 to 1027 and encodes 242 amino acids. The transcript is spliced from 5 exons. The record is from RefSeq and is a predicted model, not a curated record. Gene Ontology annotation, biological process: protein ubiquitination. Gene Ontology annotation, molecular function: ubiquitin protein ligase activity. NCBI's taxonomy places the organism in Eukaryota, Viridiplantae, Streptophyta, Magnoliopsida, Proteales, Proteaceae.